GCCUCAUUGAGUCUUGAGGUGAUUUGAGUCAGGCAGAGAUAUGAGCGUUCAGAGCCCAUUUCCAUGUGGCUUUAUCUCACUAACAGAUAAGUGCGGGUGGCGUCUGCCGCUGUGGUGUGAACCCGAGGCUGAAGUCCAGCUGCGGCUGCUUUGUGUGAACUCUGAGUCUGAACAGUGACAGCCCCUGGUUCGCUCCCAUGUUUUUGCUUCAGUUAUCGUAGACUAAGACAAAGAGCAGCCUGGCUGAGGACUCGGGUCGUCACUGAAGCGGAGGACGUGAAGGAUGAGGCGCUGGAGGCCGUGUGUUGCAGCAGUGGCCCUGCUGCUGCUUGCUGUCGCUGGAGUUAAUGUGGCGCAUCUGCAGGCUGAGAACCUCAGUCUCCUCCGGCACGAGAAGCACAGCCUGGUCCUGAACCCCGGAAUGAGAGCGCUGCCCAGAGACUGCCAUGAAAUGCUGCUGGCUGCUUACGGCCAGGCCAGAGACGGGGUCUACCUCAUCCAGCCCGGCGGCGACCCCAUCGUGGCCUACUGCGCCAUGCAGGAGGGGGGCUGGACCGUGGUGCAGCACAUCACGGUCAACAGCAGUGUGAGCUUCGACCGGACCUGGGCUGAGUACAAGCGCGGCUUCGGGGACGUGAGCGGCGAUCACUGGCUGGGGAACGAGUACCUCCACCAGCUGACCCGCGGCCCCGCGCGCUUCAAACUGGGGGUGAAGCUGGUGGAUGAGGACGCCGUGACCAAGCUGGGGGAGUACGACCCCGUGCUGGUGGAGGACGAGGCCUCGGGGUACCGGCUGCGGCUGGGCUUGUUCCAGGGCUCGGCCGUGGACGCCCUGACGCUGGACACGGAGAACUACCUGCACGACAACCAGAGGUUCACCACCAAAGACAGGGACAACGACAACUACUUCCAGAACUGUGCACAGCUGGAGUUCCAGGGGGUGCCGGGGGGAGGGUGGUGGUACGACGCCUGUGCCGGCGCCAAUUUGAACCGCAGGAACGUCAUCUACUGGCAGAAGGACUGCAACAAGGAGCGGCUGUGCAAGUACGCGUGGAUGAUGGUGAGACCCUCAGACACAGUCAAGCUGGUUCCUGGAGGAGCCUGCAGCAGGGACGAGCUAUGAGGACACGGGGCUGAAGAUUAGCUUCUCUCUCAAUAGGUUUUAUCUUGGACACUGAAUUCACAACAAUCGAUACAGAAACACAUCAUCUGGAAACAAACAGAACAAACGAACACUACGAAAAGCAAACACUUUUAGCUCUAGCUUUGUUUCAGUCACGUAUGAAGCCGAUAUAAUUGAAGCAAAGCAUUUCUGACAUUGCUCGAGCUGCAGACGUCUGGUUCAUCACAGUUAAGUAAAAGUGUUCUGGACAUGUA
Messenger RNA from Betta splendens (Siamese fighting fish), 1377 nucleotides. RefSeq lists its product as uncharacterized. Bases 284 to 1123 code for a protein of 279 amino acids. NCBI's taxonomy places the organism in Eukaryota, Metazoa, Chordata, Actinopteri, Anabantiformes, Osphronemidae. The record is from RefSeq and is a predicted model, not a curated record. The transcript has 3 exons.